Cylicostephanus goldi is the source of this 565-nucleotide messenger RNA. NCBI's taxonomy places the organism in Eukaryota, Metazoa, Nematoda, Chromadorea, Rhabditida, Strongylidae. The record is from the annotation of a GenBank genome assembly.
UCAACAAAGAGGGCGAGUCAGAUCCACUGACUACGGAUAAAGAGAUUCUAGCCAAGAAUCCCUAUGAAGUCCCAGGAAAGGUUGAUAAACCCGACGUGACCGAUUGGGACAAGGACCAUGCAGAUUUGGAAUGGAAACCACCAGCUGAUGAUGGUGGAGCCGCCGUCGAAGAAUAUGUCAUAGAGCAGAAGGACAAACAUGGACGAUGGGAAGAAGUAAGCGACCUUGAAGACACAACUGUUCGUGUAGGACAACAGAUCAAAUUUACUAUUCACAUCGAUGGUGAGCCAGCUCCUGAAGUGAGAUGGACAUUCAACGACAAAGGAAUUGGAGAAAGCAAGGCACAAAUCGAGAAUGAGGACUAUCUGUCACGCUUCAACAUCGAGAAAGCAGUUCGUAAACAAAGCGGCAAGGUACCAGCAGCAGAAACGAAGGCAACUGUAGGCAAUCUGAAAGAAGGAGAAGCGUACCAAUUCAGAAUUGUUGCUAAGAACAAGGCCGGCCUUGGAGAGCCGUCCGAUCCCUCAGACAAGAUCAUUGCCAAAACAAGAUUCUGUAAGUAAUG